Molecule: messenger RNA, 470 nt
Organism: Daktulosphaira vitifoliae (grape phylloxera)
Lineage: Eukaryota; Metazoa; Arthropoda; Insecta; Hemiptera; Phylloxeridae
Exons: 4
Coding region: 132-470 (112 amino acids)
Source: RefSeq, a predicted model, not a curated record
AUUAUUUCUGCUUAAGAUCUAAAUAGAAUACAAUAAAUAUCGCUGGUUGUUAAUAAUUUGGUGUUUCACGUAUAUCUUCCGUGCAGUAUUUGUCAUUAGUUGAUCAGCUCUCGUAGGCGUCUGAUGUCAAUAUGUCAUUCACAUUUUAUGUUUAUGCCAAUGAAAAAAGUGGACUUCCUAAUAGAGUGGAAGGAAAUCCUCCACUUGUUGUGAGGGGAAGUAAUGAAAGAGGACGUGGUGGAAGUAGACGUGAUGGAAGAGAAAAAAAAUUUGGAGGGUCUUGUAACUUUUGCCAAUUAAGAGGCCACAAGGCGGCAAAUGGUUCUGCUAAAGCUCAGUAUGUUGAAAAAAAAAGUAGACAGCAGCAGCUGCGACUACAACAAAAGAAAAUACAACAAAAAGAACAGCCAGAAAAAGAACAGCCAGAAAAAGAACAGCCAGAAAAAGAACAACAACAAUAUAAUAUGUGA